Messenger RNA from Camponotus floridanus (Florida carpenter ant), 4279 nucleotides. RefSeq lists its product as uncharacterized. Lineage: Eukaryota; Metazoa; Arthropoda; Insecta; Hymenoptera; Formicidae. The record is from RefSeq and is a predicted model, not a curated record. The transcript has 8 exons. The coding region runs from base 1434 to 3827 and encodes 797 amino acids.
CGGUGGCGGGAGCCGACGCGACCGCGCCAGCCGAGUCCGCCGCGGCGUGUACCUUUAUGCCCUUCUUCCCUCGUCUCCCCCCGCGCUCUCCCCCCCUCGUCCCCCGUCGCGCGUCGUCCCGCGCCUCGCGUUGUCCUCUUUAUUUGUGGCGCGCACACAUCCCGAUCCCCUUCCCUUCGAUUAAUCGCACUAUUCUCGCUCAUGCGAGUGUUAUGCCUUCCACGAGACGCGUCUCGUAAGCCGGCGAAAUGUGCCGGUAAUUGUUGGUCGACCGCUGACAAGUCGAGCGUCCGUGUCGUUGGACGAUUCGAUUCUGCUCUACUGGAAUGCAACGUGGACGUCUCGCCUCUACGAUGCCGAUUAAGAAUAUAUUGUUAAGAGAACCGACGUAAUGAAAGUCGAUAUCCAUUAGACACGGUCGCGGGCAAUGACAUGUCCGCGUCGAAACAUCGCGGCUGUCACUGAAUCCGUGAAUCCCAAACGAUCUCCCAACGAAGAGCCGCGCGGGCUCGCGGAUAUCUCAAGAAUGCCGAGGCCGGUUCGAGCGCGAUCCGUCGAGGACGACACUGGCGGGCACGUAUACCUAGCGCCCUGCUAGCGCGGUACAGUCCGCGCAGAGAGCGCUGCCAAGUUGGCGUAGAGUACGCGGACUAGACCACACGGAAAUGCGCCUAGUGUCCCCGUGGAGCCGCGGGCGGACAGCUCGUCGUUACGACGCGGCCUAUCGGACGGCUUGAAAUCGAGGCUUGCGCCAAAGACUGGGAAAACGCGCCCGAUAAAAUAUGCUGCUGCUGUCCCCGUUCGAGUGCGCCGUGAUCCUUGAGAAGGCUCCAACGGCUCGCGGAGCUACGCCCGGAGCAUGCACGUAGUCGGCGGAGGAACGAUACCGUCUACGUACCCCGUUCUUCCCCAGUUUCGCCUAAACCCUCAACGCAUAUCGAGCGCGAUGGUGGUGAUGGUGGUGGCAGCGGCGGCGGUGGCAGCGACGACGACGACGACGAAGACGACGAAGACGACGAAGACGAUGACGGUAGCGACAGCGAUGAUGGUGUAGUGAUGAGAAUCUUUCGCGCCACCUGGUAUAAUCGUAUCGGCGCACAAAGUGAAACGUCGUCCUCAUCGUCGAGGGAAAGCGUGAAAACUGCAAGAAUCGAGAUCAUCAUUUAGAGAAACGACUUUCUCGUGUGUGUUUUAUACACUUGAACGUCCACCGUUGAUACGUCAUCCUCGUCCUCGUCCUCUUCUCCUCUCGUUCCUCGUUUCGCUCCCCCGUCAUGUAACAUGGGUCGCGCGCGAUAUCGUUGGCGGUACCCGUAGGUGGACGUAUACCGCACGUUAUAACCUCAACGAAGGAGGCACUGUGGUCUACCGGACCGUUCAGCUGCGAUGUGAUUUCGCGACUGAAUCAAGGGGAACCCUCUCGACCGUCGAGGAUGAGGAACGGCUUCACGGAUAUACCGGUCGCGAGUGCCGACAGCAGCACCGACGCCAUAUGGCUCGAGAAAAGCAGUCCAUCGCGGAUGGCACCUGAGCGAAUGUCACUCAGUUUCGAUAAAGUUGUUGUUAAACAAGAACGUCCAGAUGAAGCGGAGAUCCGUGAAUUGGCUGCCAAAAUGGUGGAAGCGAACAAGACGAAAAUGUUAAACAUGCCAGCGGUGCAACAACCGAGGCCGCAAUGUCUCGUACCGCAGCAACAGCAGCAGCAGCAGCAGCAGCAGCAGCAGCCUAAUCUUCCCAGUAUUCUUGGAUAUCUGAACAAACGGCCAAACGAUGGAUCGUCGGCUCCAAAACCGCCGGUUACUAUGGAGAUUAAAGCACCAGCACUCGACGACGACAGCCAGAGAGGACGAUUCGGCUGGACAAGCUUCGACGAAUGUCACAUACCUUAUAUAUUUCGGUCCGGCGAAAAGUAUUGCGCCGUACGAAUCCUAGAAUCUAAGCUUCUCAACAAGUACCUGAGCUAUCUCCACGCGGACAUCUACAGCUGUACGUGUAUAAGAAGUUAUUAUAUCACGGAGGCUGAAAGCAAAUUAUUCAAUGAUAUUAACACUAAGCAUUGUGAGAAUCAAUUCGGGAGGGACACAUUUACGUGCAAAGACUUAGUGGUGCGACUCUCGGACGCCAAGGAGUUUUAUACGUUUCUCGAUGUAUGUUACACGAAAUUGACCGCAGGUAGCAAUCCGAAUGUAACGAGCGGACGCAAAGCGGAGAAAUGCGGUUUCAUACGAAUAAAUAAGGAGUCUGUAGUACCUUACACGGUGAAGGAUGGUCUACAGUACGUGCCGUUAUUUUAUUUCGAGGGUGAAACCGAGAAUCUCAAGUUAAAGGCGGAAAAACUCGAAGGCUGGGAUCUAUCGUACUUGAAGUUCUGCUGUAAAGUACAGGGUAUACGUAACGAACUGUUUGCCAGUGAAACGUGUUCAGUGAUUAGUUUGAAUGAUAUUAAGAGUUACUUUCCACCGGGUACCGGCUUCGAGGACUAUUGGCCGACCAAAGUAAUGGACUCGCAGUUACUGGUGAACAGCAAUGGCAAUGGUAGCGGCGGGGGAUGGACGAAACAACCGCCCACACCGCCAGCGACUAAGCCUACUUCUGUGCAAAGCGCAAAUAAAAUAGUACCACCUUUAAACGCGCGUGCUACGCCGAUGCCUAACAUAAUGCCGCGGGGAACUGUCGUGAGUACAGCGGCGCAAAUGACGCGACUACAUGGACAGACCAGGUCCGUAGUGACAACACAUCCCGCGCAUUCUUCUCCAUCGGGACUUCCCGCCGGUAGAUCGAACAUAGUAUCACAACCUAUGCUAAAUAAUGUACAAGGUGUAGUUAACGGCUGGUCGGGUCUCGUCGGCGGUCAACCUACCUUUCAACCGGCCCUCAGUUCCCAAGCUAGUUCCCUUAUACGUGCGAAUAUGCUCAACCAAAUGUCUGCUGCUGCCAAAAACUAUCCCCCACAAUCGAGAAGUAGAACAGGUAGUAGUGGAACAGCAGCUCAAUAUCCUGGAGUAUAUCCGACUACAACCAUGCAAGCCCAAGUUGCUCAAGCUCAGCCACCACCACCUCUUGUACGAGCAGCAACUGUUCACUCCAAUCAACCCAAUCUUGGUUAUCCCACCUAUGGGAAGGAUGACUGGGUGACCACUACAUAUACAACACCUACAUUAGGUGUACCUAAUGCAGUCACAGCAAGUACAUAUCCACAAAUGCUUGGCUUGAGCGAACAAGUUCAAGCUUUAAUGCCAGUACAUACAUCAGCAUCGACUUUAUUACAUCAGCAAAGACAUACACCAUCUGUACAUAACACAUCUCAUGUAAAAUAUCCACCUCCUCUAAUACCAGUCAACGGUAGCAGCGGUAGUAGCAGUAGCAGUAGCAGGGAUACCCGAGGGAGAAAACCAUUAAUACCGAUAUCAGAAACACAUAUGUCAACUUGCCAUGUACAACCUUACCAAAUACAGAAAGCACUGGUUGAAGAAAAGAUGGUACCUUGCAUCAACUUCAAACCUUAUAUCUAUACUGAAUUGUUAAUGACACUUCCUGAUUUUAUUUCCAACUUUUUUCCUGCCUGUGACAUUGAAAGUUGUAAACAAGUCCUUACAGAUGUUUUACAUAUAGACUUAUAUCAAGGAAAUAGACAACAAAUGAAGAUGUUAAUGGAAGCAGGCAAAUGUUCUUCGUUAGUUGAAGAUCUACCUUUAAUCCAAGUUAGGAGUGUAAUGAAAUACAUGCCACAAUUCAAAUAUAUGUUUAAUAGAGGAGAUAUGGUCAUGCCUUCCUCGGCUCAUUCAUCUGAAGAGCACCCUGCCAAAAAGCGCCAACGUACCAGCUAGGAUUGGCUACAGCCUUACUGGCCUACUUACGAUUACUAUCAUUCGGCGUUUUAAAUAAGCCGAUAACACAUUGAUUUACAUAUUGAUUACGUACGUAACAUUGUUAUGAGACGCCCUCGAGAUAUUUAACUAAAGAAUUAUAUCUCGUGUGUGAUACUUAACAAAGUACAUACGACCCGAACGAUUAAAGUUUAUGUACAGUGACACCAGAGAGCUAUUUCUUUCUCCAGUGUAUUUACUGAAAAGAAUGUAAAUAAAACCGAAACAUGUAAAUUAUGGUUGACACUUAAGAUCUGCUUUUUGUUUAUUUUAUUUUAUUCAAAAUCUGCUACAGUGUGAAAAGUUGUUGCAGGACAAAAUAGACAAAAGAGAAAGAGAACAUUCUUAUUUUCAAAUUGAAUAUAUCUCAUCAUUCCACACACACACAUACACACAGUAUACACACAUAACAU